AUGGCAAUGGCUCCGGGAGUUAGAACCGUAAACUUAUUAUACCAACGAUUAAGAACGUCUUAUGAGGAUGAAGAAGCUAACGAAGUGGUGGAUGAAGGCCGAAGUCUACUAAUAUUAAGUCUAGUCGUCUAUGGCUUUCUCGUGGAGGUUCUAUCCAACACAAGUGAGAUCCUUAACAAGAGGAAGAAGACAUUCAUGUUCAUCCGUCUGGUCUCAGCAGCUGGAACUGGGUUCUUCUAUGUCAAGAGAAAGAGUAGCAAGGGGCUUCUUGAGAAGCUUGAGUUCCGCAAGUACGAUACUCGUGUCAACCGCCAUGUCCUCUUCACCGAGCAGAAGAUGAAAUGACUCAAAACUCGAAGAUGAAGUGAC
Molecule: messenger RNA, 369 nt
Organism: Raphanus sativus (radish)
Lineage: Eukaryota; Viridiplantae; Streptophyta; Magnoliopsida; Brassicales; Brassicaceae
Exons: 3
Coding region: 1-345 (114 amino acids)
Biological process (GO): translation
Cellular component (GO): large ribosomal subunit; ribosome
Molecular function (GO): structural constituent of ribosome
Source: RefSeq, a predicted model, not a curated record